This is a messenger RNA of Penaeus vannamei (Pacific white shrimp), 2289 nucleotides long. NCBI's taxonomy places the organism in Eukaryota, Metazoa, Arthropoda, Malacostraca, Decapoda, Penaeidae. The record is from RefSeq and is a predicted model, not a curated record.
AGGUUCUGUUCUCAAGCGCCGUAUUCCAUCGCAUGUUAGUAAACUCUGAUAAAGAAGCCAAAAAGUCUCCUUCGCGCUUUCUGAAACCUCCCUGAAGGCAAAAUGGCUCGAGAAGGGGCUCUGUGGAUGGGUGAUCUGGCAGAUUACAUGGACGAAAACUUUAUCAUUGCUGCUUUCCGUGCUCUUGGCGAGGAGAAUGUUCAGAAUGUAAAGGUGAUGAAGAACAGGUACACAGGCCACCCAGCUGGCUACUGCUUUGUCAACUUCUCCUCGGACCAGGCUGCUUUGACCGCCAUGCACAAGCUCAAUGGGAAGGUCAUCCCGCAUAGUCAGCCGCCUGUGCGAUUCAAGCUGAACCACAGCAGUACACGUGGUAACAACACAGAUAAAGAGUAUUCUUUGUGGGUGGGUGACCUUACACCUGAUGUGGAUGACUUCGCCCUAUACAAGACUUUUGGGAGCAGAUAUAACAGUAUCAAGACAGCAAAAGUUAUAUAUGACCCAAAUGGACAAAGCAAAGGAUUUGCUUUUGUGAGGUUUUAUUCAGAAGAUGAGUACAAAGAUGCCCUCACACAUAUGAAUGGCUUCAAGGGCCUGGGCCAGAAGCCUCUGAAAGUGAGUUAUGCUGUGCCCAAGAAGCAGCAUUACCCUGGCAUGAAUCACAUGGGCGGUGACUAUAUAGCCAGGGCACUGGAACAAUUAUGCUACUACAACACUGGCUUGGAAGAGAGGAGAUGCACAGGAGAUGCAAAGGACACAAGCAAGGAAGAUUUCGAACCAGUGGAAUGGAAUGUCCCCAUUGAUGUUGACAAGGCCAAUGCAGAGUACAUUGAGAGGAGUGAGGAAUUGUGGCAGGCGAUUGAGAAGGCUCGCUGGACUUUCUGGGAAGAGGCCAAGGAAGAUGAAUGAGAUAAAGAGAAAAGACGCAGCAGUAAAGUUUAAAGACGGAUUGAAUUGUCUCCUUAUCUGUAUUUAAACCAUUUAAGAUUGUUGGUUUGCUUCUCCAUAUUCUUUAAGAAAAAAAAAAACACAAAAAACAUUGUAUGAAUGUGUAAUAUUUUUGUUUGUUUUCCAAAUACAUGUAUAAAAUUAAUAGUAGGUGUUGCCAAUGGUGAGAGGCUAUUUUCUUUUCUUUGUCCCUUUUUAUUUUAUUUUAUUUUUGAGUCUUUUGGUAAGAAUGUUAUUCCAUAUCAAAGGCAGGAGUAGGAGGAAUAAGAUAAGAUCAGUGAAUAAUAAAAGUUUAUCUCUGUUAUUUAAUGUAGAAAGAAGCUUCAUAUUGAUGUAAAGUUCAUUCAUGAAUGAGCAAUAGUUGUGGACAUGAUUGAUUUUAUGAUUUCUACACAAGAAUUAUGAAAAAAAAGUUAUGCAAAUUGUACCUAAUUUAUUUAGUAUAAUGCACAGGUUUUCACUUGUGAAUUUUUCUUUUAAUGUACUGAUUUAUAUUAUGUUUGUAUUUUCCUAUAAUCUUUUACAUUUAGAUGUGUAUCACUUUCUAAGAUUGUCUAUAGAUGAUGCAGUAGCAAGAUCUCUUUUCAUGUCAGCAGUCUUACACUAUAUUUUUGUACCUGUAGGAUUACAUGAUACAAAGAGGGAAUUUGUAUGUCAGUAUAAAGUUGCUGUCGGAGGCAAGCUCACGAAGCUCAAGCAUUGGUGUACAUAAGUCGUGUGAUCUUGUUAUUAACUGGUUUAACACAUGUUGGCUUGGUACUUGUGCAGGCUUGUGGCUUUUUGGCAUGGCUCGUCAGCAGUGCAAUCUAUCUGUUUCUGAUUAAUUUCAUUUAUCCAUUUCUAAAUAAGUUGGAAAUUCUUAUUCAUAAGGGAUGAGGUCAGUUUACCAGUUUUGAAUGUUUUCUUUGGAAUAUGAAGGGCUUUAUUGUUUAUGUAUCACUACCUCAUUAUGGACAUGUAAUUCAAAAGAUUUUUCUAUAGCUCACUUCUAUUCAAUUUUUCUUGUUUAAUGUCGCUUCAGAUUCUGAUGUGAUGAAUCAAACAGGGGAUUUAUAUAAGUCUUAUAUUAUUUACACUUCAUUGGGGAAUUUUUGCAUUUUAUAUAUAUAUGAUCAACUAGCAUUGCAUAUGCAUUUGUAUAGGUACAUAUAAUGUAUAUGGACCAUUUGUACAGUAUGUAACAAAGUAGUCAAAAUAUUCAACAGAAAUAUUAUAAUGGUAAAUGCAUCAUCAUAAAUAUUUGACAUUUGUGUGUACUCUUAAGUGUGUUUUUGCUAAUAUGCUAUUUAGAAUAUUUGUCAUUUCAUAGAUCUCAAAAGUACAAAAAGAAGAGAAACCGUA